This is a messenger RNA of Linum trigynum, 1305 nucleotides long. Lineage: Eukaryota; Viridiplantae; Streptophyta; Magnoliopsida; Malpighiales; Linaceae. The record is from the annotation of a GenBank genome assembly.
AACUCUCAUCGCCAUGCUGUUUCCUUUGCUCGUCGCCCUAUUAUCCAUACCUAUCAUGUUCCUUUUCCUGACUUAGCAGAAUAUGGGUUAGAUGUCUCUCAAUAUCUCCAUAACUUAGGUUGGGACUUUCUUAUGGCUGCUCCUGUUGAGUAUGUUUGUCCUGAAGCAGUGCGGUUGUUCUACUCAAACUUUCGUUCAUUUGGACUCCACACUUGUACCUUCACCACUCUUGUGUAUGGCCAUCUAGUCACUGUCCCGCUUGAACAUCUCCGCCAUCUCUUGCAUAUUCCUAGGGUAGGAGAAGUCCUUGCCAAUGAGGCUGAACUUGUGCAUUUCAACUUCAACAUUGAACAUGAGUUUGUUCAUCUCACUGGUCACACCCCUGAUGCAUUACUCACCCUCCCCUCUGCCUUUUUGUUGCCUUCCCUGCGUACUUUUCACUUUCUCCUCACUCGUAGGUUCCUUCCUAGGACUGUACUGCUUGACAGAGUCACCCCCCUUGAUCUCUGGAUCAUCACUCAUGCCACUGCAAAUGUCCCUCUGGAUUACUGUCAUCUGUUAUUCGGAGGGUUAUAUCCCUUUCAGCAGUUUGAAUAUCUGGGACAUCUUCCCUUUGGCCCUCUCAUCACCCGUCUCAUUCUUCGCCUUGGGAUUUCUCUUGAUCCAUUCCGUACCACCACUCCUAAUGUGUUUCUGAACGCGGAUGACAUUCUUAAUGAGAUUGCGGAUGACAUCGUUGAGGGGGAGGAUGAUGCAAAAAUAGAGGAAGAAUCUGCUGAGGAGGAUCCUGAAGAAGAUCCUGAGAAAGGUGGUGAUGGUCAUGACUUAGAAGUCAACUGGAUCAGUAGUGAUACUUCUGGGUCAGACUCAUCUGACUCAGAAUCAUCUGACUCCACUGACCCACCUCCUUUGGAUGAGGUCUUUGCUGCCUUGCAGGAUAUUCGUGAUAUCUAUGGAUCUGAUUGAGUUACUUGAGUUCUGAUUAUCUUUCUGGUUUGCUGGACAUGUUUUACCAGUUGAAGUGAUUGAUUGAAUAGUCUGUUUCUGGUUUGCUGGACAUGUCUCACCAGCUUUUGUGUUGGCCUUAGCAGUUUGGUUUGCAAGACGUGUCUCACCAGCUUUUGAAUGGUUAUUACUGUGUUAUGAGAUUUGUUCAGAACAUUUUUUUGUGGAUUCCAUCUUUUUGUUGCUCUGGGAAAGGUGUCUGCUCUUGUAUGCAGGUUUCAAUGAGUCAAUCAGCAAUCUUAAACUUAGGGGGAGAUUGUUAGGCUGAAGAAUCUCAUCAAAUCAAGUUGACAGAUUGGA